Molecule: messenger RNA, 2800 nt
Organism: Rattus norvegicus (Norway rat)
Lineage: Eukaryota; Metazoa; Chordata; Mammalia; Rodentia; Muridae
Gene: Slc39a12
Product: solute carrier family 39 member 12
Biological process (GO): transmembrane transport; metal ion transport
Cellular component (GO): plasma membrane; membrane
Molecular function (GO): metal ion transmembrane transporter activity
Source: RefSeq, a predicted model, not a curated record
GCAACUAGAAAUGUCUCUGGGCUGAGAUAAUCCUCUCCAGCUCCCAGCACACACAGUCAAGGAAUUUUAAAACGGAGAACUGGGGGACCACAAAAUGCUCUCAGAAAUUUAAAGGCCCAAGGAGGCUCGAGAUAAAUAACCAUUUCUCUUUCUUGAGGAACCCCUCUGGUUAUAAGUUUAUCCUACGCAAAGCCUCCCACUCACCCCCAGGGCAACUCCAGCCAGAGAGUGGAUAUGUGCUUCUGGACAGAGCUCUCAGUAUGGGUGGUCCUAGUGUCCCACUCCUUCAGCCUUGCUUCCUCUACUGAGACCAGCAAAGCCCUCACUCAGGAUAACAGCAGAGUUGGGAGCCACAGCCUGUUAGAAGUUCUGAGAGUCCUCUCUGCUGGUGACGACAGGUCCCUCAACCAUCCACAAAGUCUCAUCAAGAUUCUGUUGGAGAGGACUGGGUGUCCACAGAGAACAGACGGGACACAAGAAGAUUGCAAGCUGUGUUUGGAACCAGAUGCACUAUCACUCACAGCUGGGGGAGAUUUGGAGGAUGAGUUGAGAGAGGAGGUGGUCCAGAGAGUUUCUCUCCUCCUCCUCUAUUACAUCAUUCAUCAGGAAGAGAUCUGCUCUUCCAAACUCAACAUGAGCAACAGAGAAUAUGAGUUCUACCUGCACAGCCUUCUCAGCCUCAGGCAGGAUGAAGACUCCUAUUUCCUCUCAGAGAAGGAGACUGAUGACAUCUUGGCUUCCACCAGGAAGUACUUUGGCACCUCCACUAGUCCGUGUAUGGAAACUAAGAUUCUACAGAGGGAAUCUGGCAUUCAGAGCAGCAAUGGUGCUGAUGAAAAGAUGCUUCCUCAGCUGGCUGCCACCAUCAUUGCUCUGUCGCUCCAAGGAGUUUGUUUGGGGAGAAAAGACUCGCCUUCCCCAGAUGACUUUACAGAAUAUAUUUUCAGUUUCCUGAAUAGAACCAAUGCCCUCCACCUCUCUGAACUAGAGGAACUUCUGAACAUGCUCUCGACCAGAAGGGCCUGUACCAAAAUAAAUACCCUCCAUGAACACCAAAGGAAACAAAACACAGCAGUACAUGGUUUGAGAGACCCCAAGUCAGCUGCAGCAAUGGACAAAGUGUCUGGUGAUCAUUCUGUUUCCUGGGAUCAGGCUUGCUUCUCUGCUCAGCAGCUGGUGGAGAUAUUUCUUCAGAACCACAGCAGUCUGUCCAUUUCGAAGGAGGACUUUAAGCAGCUAAGUCCAGGGAUCAUCCAGCAACUCCUCAGCUGCUCUUGUCAGGUGCCCAGGGACCAGAAAGCAAAGCCCCCACCCACCACUCUGGAGAAAUAUGGUUAUAGCACGGUGGCAGUGACACUACUAACCUUGGGCUCCAUGCUUGGGACCGCGCUGGUCCUUUUCCACAGCUGCGAGGAGAAUUACAGUCUGAUUUUACAGUUAUUCGUGGGCUUGGCCGUGGGGACACUCUCCGGGGAUGCCCUGCUCCAUCUCAUUCCUCAGGUUCUUGGUUUACAUAAGCAGGAAGCAGAGCUUGGGCAUUUCCACGAAAGCCAAAGUCCUAUUUGGAAGCUGUUGGGACUACUUGGAGGCAUCCAUGGAUUUUUCUUGAUAGAAAAAUGUUUUAUCCUUCUUGUAUCGCCAAAUACCAAGAAAGGCCCAGAAGAUUCACAGACAGCUGAGCUACCCAAAGGCAAUGUGCCAGCCUCCAACAGAAACCGCAAAACCAUCAGCUUGUUGGCUGUUAUGGUCCUGGUUGGAGAUGGCCUGCACAAUUUUGCCGAUGGCCUAGUAAUAGGCACAGCCUUCUCUUCUUCAUUGGAGUCAGGAGUGACCACAACAAUCGCUAUUUUGUGUCAUGAAAUUCCACAUGAAAUGGGAGACUUUGCUGUGCUCUUAAGCUCUGGACUCUCCAUCAGGACUGCCAUCCUAAUGAAUUUCCUAAGUGCCCUGACAGCCUUCAUAGGACUGUACAUUGGUCUCUCGGUGUCUGCUGAUCCACGUGUCCAAGACUGGAUUUUAACAGUGACUGCUGGGAUGUUCUUGUAUUUAUCCUUGGUGGGGAUGGGUUCAUGUUUUUGGAAAGGUUGGCUGUAUCGUCCCCUGGUACUGGAAUUACAAAAUCUGAACCACCUGGCUCUCUUCUUAAACGUGGAGACUGUGAAUCUGAACUCAGGCUCUCAUGCCUGCUCAAAAAGCCCUUUACCAUGGUCCAUGUCACCAGAGUCAGAAAUAUGGAUCUCUUCCUGAAAUGACUCAUGUGCAGACACAACGACCCUGGAUGACGUUUCUCCUGCAGAAUGUUGGAUUGGUCCUUGGCUGGUUUUCACUUUUGCUCUUAGCUGUAUAUGAACAGAAUAUUAAAAUAUAAGUUAAGAAUCUCUGAUGCCUUCCAAAAUGAAUUUAUAUGUUCACAUCUCAUAUCUUCCAUGUUCUCUAUGCUCAUCACUAAAUUUGGCAUUUAUAUUUGAGACAAAGGAUGUGUCAUUUAUCUUAACUUAUUAAUUCUGUAUUGUAAAUGUUUUAGAAAUACAUACAAGUGAGUCUGUCUUGCAUUAAAAUCUUUAUUUUUGUUUCUGACACUGUGAUGAGCCCUAAUAAACUUUAGUGUUAGAAAAUUCUGAAAUCUAGCCAGCUGCAAAAAUAUUAUUUCCCUACAAAAGAAUGUUUAUUUCUUGUAUUUGAAGCAGACAUUUUUGCUAGUUUUUAAUUGUUAAUAAUACAUUUAUUUUCUAUGUGAUUUAUAAACCAUAAGCAAAUAGCAUUAUAGUAUUGUAAUAAAGCCUUAAUGUGGUAGUUUCAA